AAAAAUAGGGGAAAAAAAAGAUCGUGACCUUUUGCAAUUUCCAAUGGCGCACACGUGUGCAUCGAAAUCCGCAGCACUGAUUUAUUGGUCAGAGUCUGUUGCAAUUUGGGGGGAGGGAGAAAGAGGAAGGGGAGAGAUGGGUAGGAGGGAGGGAGGCGAUCGCCGGCGGAGGAUCGGAAAACCCCGGCGAGAGAUCGACGGAAAAGCGAUAGUUCCGGCAAUGCCUCUGUCGGAGGCUGAGGUCUGGCCGGAGUGGUUGCCGGCGGGUUGGACAAUUGAGCUGAAGAAGAGGAAGAGUAACUGUCUUAGUAAAGAUAAAGUGGAUCGGUAUUACGUUUGUCCAUUAUCUGGUAAAAGAUAUCGUUCGAGGCUGGAGGUGAUGCGUCUUCUCAAUAAUGAAAUGCAUGAUCGUCCUUCAAAGUCAUCAAAGGUGGUGCAUUAUCGUCCUUCAAUGUCGUCAAAGGCCACGCAUGAUCGUCCCUCAACAUCAUCAAAAGUGGUGAAGGGGGAGCGGCCGGAGUGGCUUCCAGAGGGUUGGUUGGUGGAGUUUAGGCAGAGAAGGGUAUCUAGGGUAGUAGAUAAGUAUUACAUAUGUGCGCUAUCUGGCAUAAGAUUGCGAUCAAGAGUGGAGGUUAUGCGUUUUCUUGCUAACCAGAUGCUUGAGCCUCCUGCAUCUGGAUCAUUUUCUUCUGAUGAACUUUCCCAGCAGCUAAUAGGAUAUCCUGCAUCUGGAUCCACACUUUUCGAUGAACACUACAAGCAGCUAGUAACCUAUCCUGCAUCUGGAUCAACACCUUCUGAUGAACACUACAAGCCGCUAGCAACCUAUCCUGCAUCUAGAUCAGCACCUUCUAAUGAAAAUAAUGAGAAGGCACAGUAUGACCACUCUCCUAGUGGGCUACCUGCUGGCUGGAUCAAGGAAACUAGGUUCAGAAAGAAUGGUAGAACAGACUCGUACUACAUUGAUCCUACUCAUGGAUAUGGGCUUCGCUCCAAAAAGGAUGUUUCCCGAUAUCUUGAAAAUAAAGAUGUAUGUCGGAUUGCAUUUAGACGAAAGAGGACGCAUACACCGGAUGAGUUAACCUUGAAGGAAGAGUUUCUUCCUUUAAGUCAACUCAAAAAGUCCAAAAUGAAACGAAGUGUAGUAAGGAGACGGCUUUUUGCAAGAGACAGACCAAUAUCUAAUGCAACCAUGGACAUCAAUUUUGCAAACUCGCCACAAAAAUCAGCUUCGUCGUGUUUGAGCGAUUCUUCAGCACAAUAUAUUGGUGAGUCAGAAAUAGGUUGCUCAGCUCUAGCAAAUGUUGAACCCAUAAAUCAAAUGGUUACUCCAUUUCAAAUUGAGUGGCAGCCAAAUCCAGCAUUUAGUGAAGAAGAAAUUCAAGCACACCCAACAAUCAAAAUGUUACCAGGCCCUGAAAGUGAGAACCUAUCAUUGAUGCAGCAGGAAGGUGAAACACUAGCAAUUCCAGAUGCUAAUCCAUCUGAGGAGAAGCAAUUUGAGCUAAUAAAUAAGCAGAGGUGUGCACAUGGAGAAGAAAUUCAAGAAUUGUCAGCAAUCAAAUUUCCUCAAGGGUCUGACAAUGAGAAGCUACGAGAGCCAUUAAUCCAGCUGGAAGGAGAAAGACUGAUUCUAGAUGCCAAUUUGUCAGAAGAAGAGCAAUUUGAUUUUUCCGAGAGCCUAAGCCAAGUUAAGAGGCGUAUCCAACCCAAUAGGUGUGGUAUUGGAGAAGAGAAGCGGAUUCAACUUAAGAGUUGUUGCAUCGGUGAACAACUUCAAGGAGAAUCAGCAGUCAAACUUCUACAAGGGCCUCAAGAUGAUAAGCUAUCAAAGCCACUGAUGCCAUUGGGAGAAGAAAAUCUGUUGGUUCCAGAUGCUAAUUUGUUAGAAGAUGAGCAACUUGAGAUUCUCCAAAACCCCCAGAGUGGGAAGCCAUUAGAGCCAUUGACAGAUGCUAGUCACUCAGAAGAAAAGCAAAUUGAAAUGACCGAGACGCUAAGCCAACUUAAGAGGCGACGCCCACGUGGCUCAAAAAAUACUGAAGCUGCUAAAUCAAUCACUAAUCAACCAAGACUGAGGAAAAGAAAAGCGGAAAAAACAGACACUGUACCUGUCCGGACUUCAAAGCGCCUGGCAGGUAGUACAGCUGUCCCUAUCUCCAACUCGGGGAUUGGAAACCAAUCCAGGAGGAUAGACAAUAAGAAAACCGAGCAAGCCCAACUAACUGUGUCGGUGCACUCUGAUGCAAAUUGUGACUUGUCUAUGACUGAUGAACUUCAAGAAAAGCUCCAAAACCUAAAUCCUUUUGUGGAAUCAGAUUCCCAGCAAGAGAAAGCUGAUAAGCUGCGAAGAAGCGUUCCCAAGGACUCGGAUGCAAGUUGCCGUAGGCAUCAGAAAGAUACGCCUAUAACUAAUAAUCUUCUAGAAAAACUGGAGAAGUUGAUGCCUCCUGUAGGAAAUGCUCCUCAGAAUCAGAAAGCCAAUGUGCUCCAACCAACUGUACCAAAGGACUCAGAUGCAAAUUGUUUAUCACCUGAGAAAGACACACCUGAAACUGAUGAAAUUCGAGAAAAACUCAGAAGGUUGGAGCCUUUUGCAGAAAAAGAGGAUCAGACUGUUGCAGCUCUACCCUUCAGAGAUUCUUGGUUUGAUCCAUGCAUUGAGUUUGCUUUCAAGACUCUGACUAGUGAUUUUCCGGUUUUUGAGGACAUUACUCCUAUUCAAGUCUAUCUCAAUCCUCAGCUCAAGUCAUCUCAGAUUCCGAACUUAAAUGCUGGAUCGAUUCCAUUUGCGGUUAACGGUCACUCAUCAGGAAAUGGGAAGGUGAGCAGAGAUCGUCAGGAGGAUAUUGAAGGAAAACUAUGUAACUAAGACUUACUGCGUAGCGUUUCACGAUACAUGCCGAUGUAAGAACUGAUGUAGCUUAAAUACUUACAAAACCGGUAUCUAUGUUUUGUCUUGGUGAA
This is a messenger RNA of Asparagus officinalis (garden asparagus), 2967 nucleotides long. RefSeq lists its product as uncharacterized. The transcript has 7 exons. The coding region runs from base 44 to 2872 and encodes 942 amino acids. The record is from RefSeq and is a predicted model, not a curated record. NCBI's taxonomy places the organism in Eukaryota, Viridiplantae, Streptophyta, Magnoliopsida, Asparagales, Asparagaceae. Gene Ontology annotation, molecular function: DNA binding.